GCAUCAUACCUCGGGGGCUUAAUCUCUAUAGAGAUUUCAAUUAGUCUCUACAACUUGUAUAUUCAUGAGAACACAUUUUUGUUUUAUUUUAGUGCAAGUAUAAAAUAUGUUUUUUGUAAUGUUGACAGUGUUGUGAGGAGUAAAUCUAGCAAACGUCGACGGUCUCGCAGCCCAGCACCCCAGCGUGACGCAUCCGAGUCUCGCCGUAAGAGAAGCAGAAGCCGUGAGAAGUCUCGCAAGAGGCCGCAUCACCGUGCAGAGAGCUCUCCAGAGGCUCCACGAUCACGUACGAAGCAGCUGCAGCACAGCUCAGAUGUUGAAUCCUCAUCUGACAAACGAUCUGCACGACACCAAGAUGCUUUAUCCUCAAAUCAGAUAUGUAAAACUAGCCCAAAGGAUGGUAGCAAGGGAAGAGAGAGUCACAGAGAGAAGGAAUGUGACAAGCAAGAUGAAAAUCAGUGCAAUAUGUCUGUGUCACAAGACAGAGAACAAAACCAAGAUAGAAAUAAGCAGAAGAGCAGGAGCAGAAGCAGAAAUAGAAGUGGGGAGCAGAAGCAAGAGUCCCCUUGGAGGAUAUCAGUACCAGGCUCGGCACAUGAAAGUGAGGGUACUGGGACUGUUAAUAAGUUGGACAUCACAGGUAACAUGAAGCAUAUCAUUAGUGACAUGAGCUGUUCUCCUUUGCCUUGUCAGCAACCAAGAAAUACUGCAGUAGCAGAAUCAUCCAAGGUGAGCUGUCUAUCACGCUCUGCCAGCAAGUCUCCAGUUAGGGUUUCUCCAAACCAGGAUAUGCUUGAUUGUAUCAGAAUGAGCCUUACAAGUUGUGGGUCUAUUCCCUUACCUAAAGCAGGUAGCCCAAGCAAAACCUUAGGAGAGAAAAACAGCCCUAAAUGGAGUCAGAUUCAGUCUUUAUCAUCUAAGAUAUUAGACAUGAAUGACACCCUCAAAAGAUCAAGUGAAACCUCCAACUUACUUGGUAGUGGAUCUCAAGAUGUGCCAUGUCUCCCACAGAAUGGUCGUCACAUUGGUGGCCCCAUAGCAAGCAAAUCACCAGUACCACAUUCAAGUGGUGUGACGGCAACAUCGCCAGCACAUAUUAGAUAUUCAAGAAGUUCCAGUAGAGGCAGAUCUUCAUCUCGCAGCACCCGCAGCUCUCGCUCGCGUUCCUCAUCACGCUCACACUCACCUUCGGCAAGAUCCCACUCACCUUCACUACGCUCACGUUCUCCUACUUCAAGAUCCAGGUCUCCCAGGUCUCGCUCCCCUCGUUCUCGGUCUCGGUCACGCUCCCAUUCAAGGUCACAUUCACCACAAUCAAGAUCCAGGUCACGGUCAUACUCCAGGUCCAGGUCACGUACUAGGUCAAGAUCAAGACGCACAAGGUCAAGAUCUAGGUCAAGAUCAUAUGGUCAUUACAGUCGGUCCAUCUCAAGAUCUCGGUCAAGAACCCGAUCAAGAACUCGAUCCCGGUCACUCUCCAUCCCACGCAGAAGAGGAUCCCCAUCAUUCUUGGACAAAAGAAGGAUCACCAGUGCAAGGAAACGACCUGUUCCUUACCACCGGCCAACACCUCCUCCCUCUCCAUCAUCCUCUGAAUCAUCUUGGUGGUCGCGCAGUCAAAGUCGCAGUCGAACUCGUAGCAGAUCAUGGAGUCGUACACGUUCUCCCUCCUACAGUAGAAGGUUGAGAGAUUUGUAAUGAUUCAAGUUAGUAUAAGAGUACCGUGCUGCAUUACCUUCUAAAGGAGAGUGAAAUAUCUCUGGAUAACCUCUGCUUGUGUGUGACUAUUCAUCUCUAUUAACCUGUUUGUUAAGGUUAGUUCUUGUCAAUGGUAUUGCAUUACAGCCAGCCUUACUUGCCUUAGAUUACAACUAAUUGGUUUUUAUGCACUUGAAGGCUUUCAUUUUAAUUGAAUUAGAAUUGAGUAAUAAAUUACAAGAAUAUAAGUAAAUACUCAAGUGUUGUAAUGUUUGUAAAAUGGGAGCGAGUGAACUGUAUAGUAUUAAUAAAAUUGUAACUUAUCAUAAUGAUGUCAUGAAUACAGAUACAGAUGUUUUACAGAUAAAUAUAACAAAUAAUAUUUUGUAAACCAGAUGUUAAUUUACUUAACAAUGACUUCAUUGCUGUAACUUAUUUGUGUUUGUUACAAAUAGGCAAUUCAUCAAUUUUACACUUCUGCUGAGAAGAAACAUAAUACAAAAAAACACCAGCUGAAUCUCUUGAUGUUUUAUAUAUAUAUAUAUAUAUAUAUAUAUAUAUAUAUAUAUAUAUAU
Molecule: messenger RNA, 2273 nt
Organism: Procambarus clarkii (red swamp crayfish)
Lineage: Eukaryota; Metazoa; Arthropoda; Malacostraca; Decapoda; Cambaridae
Source: RefSeq, a predicted model, not a curated record